Messenger RNA from Ceraceosorus bombacis, 1854 nucleotides. The record is from the annotation of a GenBank genome assembly. NCBI's taxonomy places the organism in Eukaryota, Fungi, Basidiomycota, Exobasidiomycetes, Ceraceosorales, Ceraceosoraceae.
AUGGCCGCAGCCACAAGCGCCGCAGCACCCUCGCCCCGCCGCCACUUUUCCACGACUCGCGCGCACAGGGACGCACCACCCAAAUCGCCCUUUCAAGCCUUUAUCGACACGCUUCGAGAAGAGCUGCGCAAAUCUCAAGAUAUGCAGGACAAUAUUCGACAAUUGUCUGGCGAAGCUGGCAAGAUGCAGGAUAGCGAGACGAUGAAGAGGAUGAGGGAAGUGUAUGAGAGGGCUAGAAUCGUCACCAGCUUAAAGGAGAAUCCUAGACUCAUGAGGGCUGCUGAAACCUUGAGAAAGAAUGGUGGUCACGUCGGCGAAGCUGUCAACGCCACGCUCAAGCAAAUGGAAGAGAGCGAACUGAUCAAAGGGGUGAGUUGCGCGCGGUGUCUGUGCACGCACGCUUUUCGAGCGCAGCGACUCACACGUAUGUUGCCCUUGACGCCUUUGCAGCUUGGUGCAGUCUCUUCUCGACUAGCACGUCAGCUGGCAGACAGCACAGCGCCCGUGCGCAAUACGGAAGCCUACAAGGCAUUCUCGGCCACGCUGAUCGAAGCCUUCGACGAUGGCGGUUCAUCCUUGCGCCUCUACUCCAACGACGAAGCGGAUGCCAGGCUAGCCAGGCGCAUUCGAAGGGAAGCACGCUUGAGAAAGAUUGGAAGAUUAGCCCCGCUGCUGGAUCCUGAAGACGCUGGUGCUGGUGUUGGUGCUGGUGCUGCUGCUGCUGCCAAGGCGGCGGACGAUCCCUUGGUCAAGGCGGAAGCGGCAGGUGCUGCGGCCGGUGCAGCAGGUGCUGCUCAGGCUCAAGCUCAAGACGCUGCUGGUGCCGGUGCUGAACAAGGCAGCGCAGAAGCGACGUCGGACCAAUCCCCUCCAAGGAGCGACAGCAGCAGCAGCAAUAGCAAAGCAAAACCCAAACCUCGCGGCUAUGCCGUGCGUGUGCGUGGCAUUGCGGAAAAUCCAAAUGCGGGCGAAGCGUUGGUGCUGCGCCAAGAAGCUGGCUACAAACGAGCAUGGUCCGAUUUCAAGGAUUCCAAUUUCCUCUUUCGCAAGAUGGGCGAAGCUCGAGAGGCUUACGACGAGUCUGAGAAUCCAUUCGUCGAGAGGCUCAGGGGCAUCACGGAAACGGUGGGUGGAUGGUUCGCGGAGAAUGAGACGGCUAGAGUGGUGGGCGCUUUCAAGAUGAUGGAGCCUUCCUUUACGCUGGACGCCUUUACGCGCGAACUGAGGGAAUACGUCAUUCCGGAAAUCAUCGACUCGUACCACUCCGCCAGCAGGGGUCUGCUUCGACAGUGGUGCGGAGAAGCGACGUUCAAUGUGCUCAUGGCCACCGUCGAUCCUUAUGUUCAAAAGGGCGCCAUCGCAAACGGUAGACUGCUGGAUUUAAAGAAUGUGGACAUUUUGCAAGCCAAAAUGUUGGAGAACAACGUGCCUGUCCUCAUCGUCAGCUUUUCGACGCAGGAACUCAUGUACUUUAAGGAUGCCAAGACGGGAGAGAUUGUGGCGGGCAGCGAGGAGAGAACGGAUAGCUGUCGGUAUGCCAUGGUGCUCACGCGAGUCGAUGAGGAGAUGCACAACGAGAUAACGGGAGGAUGGAAGGUGGUAGAGGUGAGUCUGGUGCGAUGCGUUCGCGGUGGCGAAGAGGGAGCGUGUAGGGUAAAGGCACAAUGGCCUGGGCAUCGUGUUGCGUUGAAGUCCGAUCCAGCUGGGGGCUGCUCGUGCUCGUCAAGAGUGCCGCAAGGCAACGUGGAAGCAGGCAUGACAUGCUGACUCGAGCAUUUUCUCCGCCUCAACCCCUCGAAUCGUCUCUUUCUCUUUCCCCAGCUUGCAAGACGAGGCCAAGCAGCGUUCCUGUAG